AUGGGGUUUUACCAGGGGUUUAAAGCCAACUUGUCUCUCCUGCGAAGACCCGGGGAGAAAACUUACACUCAGCGUUGUAGGUUGUUUGUUGGGAACCUACCUGCUGAUAUUACAGAGGAGGAAUUCAAAAGACUGUUUGCUAAAUAUGGAGAACCAGGAGAAGUUUUUAUCAACAAAGGCAAAGGAUUCGGAUUUAUUAAGCUCGAGUCCAGGGCAUUGGCUGAAAUUGCCAAAGCUGAACUUGAUGAUACACCCAUGAGAGGUAGACAGCUUCGGGUUCGCUUUGCCACACAUGCUGCUGCCCUUUCUGUUAGAAAUCUUUCACCUUAUGUUUCCAAUGAACUGUUGGAAGAAGCCUUUAGCCAGUUUGGUCCUAUUGAAAGGGCUGUUGUAAUUGUGGAUGAUCGUGGAAGAUCUACAGGGAAAGGCAUUGUUGAAUUUGCUUCUAAACCAGCAGCAAGAAAAGCAUUUGAAAGAUGCAGUGAAGGCGUUUUCUUACUGACAACAACUCCUCGUCCAGUCAUUGUGGAACCACUUGAACAAUUGGAUGAUGAAGAUGGGCUUCCUGAAAAACUUGCACAGAAGAAUCCAAUGUAUCAAAAGGAGAGAGAAACCCCUCCUCGUUUUGCCCAGCAUGGCACAUUUGAGUAUGAAUAUUCUCAGCGAUGGAAGUCCUUGGAUGAAAUGGAGAAACAGCAAAGGGAACAAGUUGAAAAAAACAUGAAAGAUGCAAAAGACAAACUGGAAAGUGAAAUGGAAGAUGCCUAUCAUGAACAUCAGGCAAAUCUCCUGCGUCAAGAUCUGAUGCGACGCCAGGAAGAAUUAAGACGCAUGGAAGAACUUCACAAUCAAGAAAUGCAGAAACGUAAAGAAAUGCAAUUAAGACAAGAAGAGGAACGACGUAGAAGGGAAGAAGAGAUGAUGAUUCGUCAACGUGAGAUGGAAGAACAAAUGAGACGACAAAGAGAGGAAAGUUAUAGCCGAAUGGGCUACAUGGAUCCAAGAGAAAGAGACAUGAGAAUGGGUGGUGGAGGAGCAAUGAACAUGGGAGAUCCCUAUGGUUCAGGAGGCCAGAAAUUUCCACCAUUAGGUGGUGCUGGUGGCAUAGGUUAUGAAGCUAAUCCUGGAGUUCCACCAGCAACCAUGACUGGUUCCAUGAUGGGAAGCGACAUGGUACGAAUGAUUGAUGUUGGCUGAUAUUGGAGUGCUCAUUUGCCUGAAGUGGAUAAUUGUUCUCAAGAUGUCAAAGCAUAAGCCAACCAAGAGAGAAAGCCAAAACUUGCAAGACAGAGGAAGUAUCAAGGAUUCGGUGAACUGUGUCCAGGAAACCAGUGAAGAAGAGGGCAAAGAGGAAUGAACAACCUAAUUGUUAAUAAAGACAUCUUAAAAUCA
Molecule: messenger RNA, 1392 nt
Organism: Myotis brandtii (Brandt's bat)
Lineage: Eukaryota; Metazoa; Chordata; Mammalia; Chiroptera; Vespertilionidae
Gene: SFPQ
Product: splicing factor proline/glutamine-rich
Exons: 12
Coding region: 1-1197 (398 amino acids)
Biological process (GO): regulation of DNA-templated transcription
Cellular component (GO): nucleus
Molecular function (GO): RNA binding
Source: RefSeq, a predicted model, not a curated record